This is a messenger RNA of Aspergillus luchuensis, 240 nucleotides long. RefSeq lists its product as uncharacterized. The transcript has 2 exons. The record is from RefSeq and is a predicted model, not a curated record. The coding region runs from base 1 to 240 and encodes 79 amino acids. NCBI's taxonomy places the organism in Eukaryota, Fungi, Ascomycota, Eurotiomycetes, Eurotiales, Aspergillaceae.
AUGGAAGGCGCGUAUGCCUGCGAGUUUUCACUGAAGGGCACUAAGACCGCGAAGCAUAAGUUUACUGGCGAAUACACCAAGUUUAUUAAAUCCUGUCAUACUCUGCUCGCCCAGUCUGUUCCCCAUCCUGGCUUACAGGCUUCACUGGAGGAUCGCCGUGCUUACGAGGCCGAAACGCUGUUGCGCUUGUUGCCGGGUGAUCCCGGUUAUGUGGGCUGGUUGCUGUCUCCCUACCAAUGA